Messenger RNA from Sander lucioperca (pikeperch), 1370 nucleotides. It is a transcript of the gene irak1bp1, whose product is annotated as interleukin-1 receptor-associated kinase 1 binding protein 1. Gene Ontology annotation, biological process: canonical NF-kappaB signal transduction; immune response. Bases 58 to 813 code for a protein of 251 amino acids. The transcript has 4 exons. NCBI's taxonomy places the organism in Eukaryota, Metazoa, Chordata, Actinopteri, Perciformes, Percidae. The record is from RefSeq and is a predicted model, not a curated record.
GGUGCAUUUCGCCUAUUACCAUAGCAGCAGGAAGUUGGUUUGUUGUCUACUGCCGUCAUGAAUCAUGAUGGACAGAGUCGAGUCUUCGCUGCGAUACUACCGACUGCUGGUCGGGAAUUCGCCGGUAAUGAAAGAGAGCAGGGACUCGAAGUGCGAGCAGUUCAUCGUCAAAGUCCCAGUAACCGGGUACGGGAGGUCCAGGUCACCGGGACAGCGGAGGUUUGUUGCCCGGCGGACCGAGUGUCGGUGCGGGUCAGUGUGGGCAACAGCAAAGAGUCCGUCAACGAUGUGACCAACAGCGUUUCACGGCGAAUUGAAUACAUUUUACAAGCUGUCAGACAACAUGGUGUCAGUGACAAAGACACCUCAAUGAGAAGGUUUCUCCACCGAGAGGCAGAGCAGUAUCAUUUGGAAGCAGAGGUCGUGGUCACAUUCUCAGAUUUUGAUAAGAUGGAGCGAGUACGCAGUGUCCUGCUGGAAAAGCUGGACCAGAGUGUCUGUGUGGGAACACCAGAGUUCUACCACAGUGCUGAAAGCCUGAGUCUAAUGAGGCGGCGUGCGUGUGUGUCAGCAGUUGAAAAUGCCAAGCAGAAGGCCUGUGAAGUCAGCGAGCUCCUGGGGCAAACUCUGGGUUCACCCCUUCUGGUCAGAGAGGAGGAGACAAAAGAGUGGAGGAAUGAGGAUGAGGAGGAUGGAGGCAAAUGCCAGGGUGCUGCACCCCUUCCUCACCUUCCCCGUACACCCACAAUCACCGCCUCCUCGCGGGUGUCCGUCUCCUUCAGCCUCAGAGACAAAAGCAGGAAAAAACUCUAAAGACAUCUGACACACACACACACACACACACACACACACACACACACACACACACACACACACACACACACACGAAACCAAAGAGCAGAUUGAUACAGUUUAACGUAUUUUAUUGGUCGUGAUGGCUGUAUAAAAGUGCAGUUUUUCAAGAUUAUUUUUCUAUCUCAGCCAACAGUCUUGUAAACAGAAAAAAAGACAAAAAAAAAUAGCAAUUUUGUAAUUUCAAGCAUUUACUGUUAUCAUUUAACUUAAAAUCAAGCAAACAUUAAAUUAAAUGUUUUCAGCUCUAUUUUUUUUUGGCACAUCAAUUUAAAACACUUUAUAUUUGUACACUUCAAAGUAAUAAAGGUACAUACUGUAACAACAUGUCAUAAGUGAGUCCCAGGGUUAUUCCAAAUCUGCAAAAGACACCCUCACAUCGAGAUCAAGCAAGGAGGGAUUUGAUAAUUAUCCUCAAUCUGCUCCAAACUUGGGCUUCCAGUCAUUUCGACAAAGACUGAUAGAUUCCAGUAGAUUUCUUAGACAAAUAAAGCACUUAAGAAUUGUCUCUUAUUAGA